Molecule: messenger RNA, 2723 nt
Organism: Amborella trichopoda
Lineage: Eukaryota; Viridiplantae; Streptophyta; Magnoliopsida; Amborellales; Amborellaceae
Product: MLO-like protein 4
Biological process (GO): defense response
Cellular component (GO): membrane
Source: RefSeq, a predicted model, not a curated record
UACAUCUACCCAACCCAUCCGAUUCGGCUGGUAGAGUCCGGGUCCGAUUGUCCUUGACCUAGACUGUAUCUAGUCGUGUCGACCAGGGCUGCAGGCCCAACGCUGCCCACCCCACCCGUUUGCACCCCACUACAAUCUAAUGCCAUGAAAGGGCCGACGAAUCUUUCGGGCGCUGCAAUUGAACGUGGUUCAGAGCGUAAUCCCCGGAAGCAAAUACUCUUCCUUGUUUCCCGCUCCCCAAAUGCGAGGAUCGCCGAAAUAUUAUAUAUGAUAUAUUUUCACACCAUGUUUGACCUUCAAUAAUCCAAAUACUGCCUUUUCCAAUUUCCUUACUCCUCAAAGCUAGGAUACAGACAUCUGUGUUUUAAAUUUCAUGGCUUUCAUCGAAUGGCAUUGCUCUUAUUUAAGUCCAAACCAGUAGAGAGAGAAUCAGAACAAAAACUGAGAUUUAAAGUGGAGAGAGAAUCCAUUCUUGGCUUUUAUUUACUCUUAUACUGAAAUGAGAGGAGGCUUCCAUAUAUCUUCUUUGCAAUAUUUCUAUAUACUAUAUACGACGCAUGGGCAUGGGUUGCUUCACUCUGUACUCGGGAGAAGGAAACAGCGGGGGCAUUGACGACAAAUGUGCCUUGAUAUCGAGAAACGAAGACAUGGGGUUUGUUCUAGAGGAGACAAAAGAAGAAAAUCAUAAAAUACAGCAACAGGAAGGUUAGCGCACGUUUUGAUGGCAGAAACGCUGAGGUGUACUCUGAUAACUUUGCCCCUGUCCACAGUUUCAUGUGCUCUGGUGAAGCUUUGGCCUCUGAGAUUUGGAAAAGCUCGCUUCAGUGGAGUCCAUGGAUCUAAAAGAGAUUGGGCUCUGAAUUUUCCAAGUGCUAGUUUCAAUGGUGUCUGUGGAAUAAGAAAAUUUUGGGCUCUGAAUUCUCCAAGUGCUGGUUUUAAUGGAGUUUAUGAAUUGAGAAGCUGAUAUGGGAAACCAGGAGCGAUCUUUGGCUGAAACCCCAACUUGGUUUGUUGCGACUGUGACUACUGGAAUGGUUGCCGUUUGUUUCAUCGUGGAGAGAUUGAUAUAUCGUUUCGGAAUGUGGCUAAGGAAGACAAAGAGGAAGGCUCUUCUAGCUGCUCUCGAGAAGAUUAAGGAAGAGCUUAUGUUGCUGGGGUUCAUAUCUCUAAUGCUGGGCCAAUGUGCGAGAUGGAUCUCGGAGAUUUGUGUGGACUCUUCUCUCUUUAGCAGUAAAUUCUAUCCUUGUGCUAGGGGGGAUUUUGAAGGGUUAAAUUUGUUAAUCAAUAAUUUUCACUUGGAACAACAAAUGGAUCAUUCAGCUGAAGGAGUCGACUCUAUGCCUUCUAAGUACUGCAGUGAGGGUCAUGAACCAUUCGUUUCAUAUGAAAGCCUCAAGCAGCUUCUUCGCUUCUUAUUUGUCCUUGGAAUUACACAUGUACUUUAUAGUUGUUUCACAAUUGUUCUUGCUAUGAUUAAGAUAUAUAGCUGGAGGAAAUGGGAGAUACAAGCCAGCCUAGUCCCUCGUGCAAAUGUACAAGCAAGGAGAAAUGUUGUAAUCAAGAGGCAAUCUACAUUUGUUUUUCAUCAUACAUCACAUCCAUGGAGCAAGCAUAGGGUUCUCAUCUGGAUGCUUUGUUUCAUACGACAAUUCCAAAGCUCCAUAAAAAAGUCGGACUACUUGGCAUUGCGCCUGGGAUUUGUUACUAAUCACAAACUGCCCCUCACUUAUGAUUUUCAUAAAUAUAUGGUUCGUAGCAUGGAAGACGAAUUUCAUGGUAUUGUAGGCAUUGGCUGGCCACUUUGGGGUUAUGCUAUAGUCUGCAUUUUUGUGAAUGUCCAUGGCCUUAAUAUUUAUUUAUGGUUGUCUUUCAUCCCUGCAAUUUUGAUCUUGGUUGUUGGCACAAAACUUCAGCAUGUAGUGGCAUGUUUAGCUCUUGAAAUUGUAGAAACAACUGGCCCACUUACAGGGAAUCAGCUAAAGCCACGUGAUGAGCUCUUUUGGUUUGGAAAACCUGAACUACUUUUAUGGUUGAUACAGUUCAUUUCCUUUCAGAAUUCUUUCGAAAUGGCAACAUUUAUCUGGUCAUUGUGGGGUAUAAAGGCACAAACUUGUUUCAUGAAGAAUAGUUCCAUGGUUUUCAUUCGAUUGAUUUCUGGGUUACUUGUUCAGUUUUGGUGCAGCUACAGCACAUUGCCUCUUAAUGUGAUCAUUACCCAGAUGGGAUCUCGUUUUAAGAAAGCCUUAAUUGCAGAGAGUGUGAGGCAAUCACUUCAUGGAUGGUGCAAGAGAGUGAAGGAAAGAUCCAGGCAUGAUUUGCAGUCACAGCUUACAAGAUCAACGUGUUCACUCGAGUCAAUUGUAGAUGGGAGAGAAGAAAUCAUCACAGUUGCCUCUGGGUGCCUGUCCAGGUGCCCUCCUACAGCGACACAGAGAUCAAUAUCUCAGAGGACAUUCUCUACUGGUUCAGUGGAACAUGAUCCUGGAGUUGACACCAAGGAACCACUCUGUGAUUUCCUGGUGAAUUUCUCAAUUAGUUCUUCUUCUUCUGAAAAUGGCUACCCCCUAGAGCUGGACUUAGAUCUUGAUGAUCAUGAACAUGACGUGGCUGGUGAUGUAGAUGGUGAGAGUACAUUACAUUGCCAUCAACCACUUGAGAAUGUAUAGAUUCUAAAAACUCCAGUGGAAAAGAAAUUGAAUUAAUGCUUUUGCUUUCUUUUCUUA